Messenger RNA from Lotus japonicus, 1993 nucleotides. Its product is annotated as serine/threonine-protein kinase MHK. Gene Ontology annotation, cellular component: nucleus; cytoplasm. Gene Ontology annotation, molecular function: protein serine/threonine kinase activity; ATP binding. NCBI's taxonomy places the organism in Eukaryota, Viridiplantae, Streptophyta, Magnoliopsida, Fabales, Fabaceae. Gene Ontology annotation, biological process: intracellular signal transduction; protein phosphorylation. The record is from RefSeq and is a predicted model, not a curated record. Bases 480 to 1787 code for a protein of 435 amino acids. The transcript has 18 exons.
UCAACCUUCUCUCUCUUCAUGGCUUCUUCACAAAUCCAAAUCCUCUCUCUCUAACCCUUUCUCUCUCCUCACCUCUCUCUCUCUCUAGAAAUCAAUUUUCCCCGUUUCUUUCACAAGAAAGUUCAAUCGCAUUGCUGAUCUGUGUUUGUGUGUUCAUUGAUCCUCUUCAUUCAUCGAACAAGGAUAAAUUUGAAUUCUAUGGAAUCAAAAUGGAUUUACAUGUAUUAUGCUAAAGCCAUCAGCUAGUUAACUGGGGUUCUGAAGGUCACAACACUUUGACAGACUGCUCACUGUCUGUGGUUCACUUCUACAAUGAAAAGUGGAUUAUUGACGAUCUUAACUGCUUCAAGCUAUAUUUUAACUCUAACCCACAUCCUCAAACUAAGUGCCAACACUGUGUUGACAGAUAGACAUCUCUACAUGGAAUCUGUACCAGUCUCUUUAAAUUGCUUUUGCUUAUAGAGUUGUAAAUCUAAAAAAUGGAAAGAUAUAAAAUUUUGAGAGAGCUUGGAGAUGGCUCUUGCGGUCAUGUAUAUAAAGCCCGUGAUAUGAGGAGUUACGAGAUUGUUGCUGUCAAAAGAUUAAAAAGAAAGUUUUCCUUCUGGGAAGAAUGCACAAAUUUAAGAGAAGUUAAGGCCCUUCGUAAAAUGAAUCACCCAAAUAUCAUAAAGUUGAAAGAGGUUGUUAGAGAAAAUAAUGAGCUGUUUUUCAUUUUUGAAUACAUGGAAUGUAAUCUUUAUCAAUUAAUAAAAGAGAGAGAAAAGCCCUUUUCAGAGGAACAGAUACGGUGCUUUAUGAAACAAUUGCUGCAAGGACUUAGUCACGUGCACAAGAGAGGAUAUUUUCACCGUGAUUUAAAACCUGAAAAUUUGCUGGUGACAAAUGAUGUUCUUAAAAUUGCUGAUUUUGGACUGGCUAGAGAAGUUUCAUCAUUGCCUCCAUAUACUCAAUAUGUCUCUACACGGUGGUACCGAGCUCCAGAAGUUUUGUUGCAGUCCUCAUGUUAUACUCCUGCUGUUGACAUGUGGGCAGUUGGUGCUAUAUUAGUGGAGCUUUUUACUUUGACCCCCAUAUUUCCGGGUGAAAGUGAAAUUGAUCAACUGUACAAAAUAUACCAAAUUCUCGGUAUGCCAGAUUCAACUGCUUUCAGCACAGGGGCAGACAACUAUCGGCUAUUGGACUUUGUUGGACAUGAAGUUGUUACACCUGUGAAGCUUUCCGAUAUCAUCCCAAAUGCUGGCUUGGAAGCUAUAGAUUUGAUCACGCAACUGUUAUCAUGGGACCCAUCAAGAAGGCCAGAUGCAGAUCAGUCAUUGCAACAUCCGUUUUUCCAUGUGGACACAUGGGUUCCUCGUCCACUCAGUGAUCCCCUUGAGCUGAAGCUGAGUAGCAAGAGGGCUAAGCCAAAUCUUGAGCUGAAGCUGCAGGAUUUUGGCCCGGAACCCGAUGAUUGUUUUCUUGGCUUGACAUUAGCUGUAAAGCCCAGUGUUUCAACCUUUGAUAUGGUCCAAAAUGUAUCACAGGGUAUGGGAGAGAAUGUGCUAUUUUGCCCAGAUUUUAAUGAUCAUUCAGACCGAUCAGUGUUUUGGACAUUAUUGUCUCCUGAUCAAAACGGAGUUCAUAACUCAGCAGAGACUUCCUUGUCAUUGUCAUUUGGAUCAGUUCAACAUCCGCCAAUUGGAGUUCCACAGUCAGCGGGAUUUUCAUUUCAGCCUUUGCAGCCUAACAUCUUAACUACACCAUUUUUGGCUCUGUCUUCCCCUUGCCAGCGCGGCCACUGCCUUUGAAUGAUUGACUGAACUUUGAACUAUUAAUGCACUAUGAUCUUGAAUCUUGAUGAUGCAUACAAUAGUUUUCAUUUUAGGUAAAUUUUUUGUACAGCUUUGUAUAGCAUUUGUAAUAGUUUCUCGUUAUGGCGAAAUAGAAUGUAAUUGCUGAACGAAUUCUAUAAGGAUAUUCGAUUUCAAUGAAAAGUAUAUAUAUUUGUUUAUCA